AUGAGGGCCAUUGGAGGUAUUACGGCAGUGUUUGCCCUCAAGUGGUCUGCUGCCGUCCACGCUCUCUACCAAGACGGCUCGAGUUUCACCCCGUGUGACUCGCCUCUGUACUGCCGCGGGGAUAUUCUUCGGCAAAUCGAGCUUGCCCGACCGUUCUCUGACUCGAAGACCUUCGUAGACCUACCAACAAAGGCGCCCCUAGACGAUGUCAUCGCGGCCUUUGACAAGCUUACGAAGCCGCUCAAUAAUGGCACUGAGCUUGCCGAAUUUCUGUCCGCCUACUUUGGGGAAGCCGGGUCCGAGCUCGCCGCGGUCCCUAGGGAUCAGCUAGCAACCGACCCCGUCUUCUUAGACAAGGUCGAAGACAACGUUAUCAAGCAGUUCGUUCAUAAGGUUAUAGACAUUUGGCCCGCGUUAACCCGGACAUAUGUGGGUGCUGCUGACUGCGCAGGUUGCGUCGAUAGCUUCAUCCCAGUCAACCGUACCUUCGUUGUCGCCGGCGGACGAUUCAGGGAGCCCUACUACUGGGACUCCUUCUGGAUCGUGGAGGGUCUAUUGAGAACCGGCGGCAGCUUUACUGAGAUCUCUAGGAACAUUAUCGAGAAUUUCCUCGAUUUCGUGGACGAGUUUGGGUUUGUGCCUAACGGCGCACACUAUCUCAAUCGCUCCCAGCCGCCGCUUCUAACGCAGAUGAUCAAGGUCUACGUUGACUACACCAACGACACGAGCAUCUUGGAGCGUGCGCUGCCUCUACUCAUCAAGGAGCACAAUUUUUGGAUAGAGAACCGAACGGUAGCCAUCACAUCGGGUGAAAAGACGUUCAAUUUAGCACGCUAUGGCGUCCAAAAUACUGAACCACGGCCGGAGUCGUAUCGCGAAGACUACGUUACUGCAAACAACAGGUCAUAUUAUGCAACAUCCGGUAUUAUCUACCCCGAAACCAAGCCAUUAGAUGAGGAUGAGAAAGCUACUCUCUACGGCAAUCUGGCAUCGGGAGCCGAAUCGGGAUGGGAUUAUAGCUCGCGCUGGGUCGCGACGCCAUCCGAUGCAGCAGAUGAUGUCUACUUCCCGUUACGCUCUCUCAAUACAUACAGUAUAAUUGGCGUAGACCUAAACUCGAUACUAUACGCCAAUGAAGUCGUUAUAGCAGGCUACCUACGAGAGAGCGGUGAUGAUGCGCUAGCUGCAGAGUUUGAGCAGACGGCCAGGAAUCGCUCGGCGGCGAUGUACGAGCUAAUGUGGAACAGCAAAUACAACAGCUAUUUUGAUUACAAUUUAACAUCGGCGUCGCAGAACAUAUACGUACCGUUAGACGAGGAUUCCACGCCAACGCAAAGAAGUGAUGCUCCGGAGGGCUAUCAAGUAUUCCUUCAUGCCGCUCAGUUCUACCCGUUCUGGCUAGGAGCCGCCCCUGCACAACUCAAAGACAACCCUCUAGCCGUGAAGCUUGCCUUCCAGCGUAUAGCAGAUCUCCUUUCCGAAAAGGCGGGUGGUAUCGCUGCCACGAAUUUCGUGACGGGCCAGCAGUGGGAUCAACCAAACGUAUGGCCUCCCCUGAUGUACGUCUUGAUGAAAGGGCUCCUCCAGACACCGCAAACUUUUGGUUCGGGCGAUCCGGCCUACAUCGAGACGCAAGACCUCGCCCUCGCGUUAGCACAACGGUAUUUGGACAGUACGUUCUGCACGUGGCGCGCCACUGGCGGCUUUACCGACGAGGCUCCCCAGCUAGGGGGUUUCGGCCCGGAAGACAUUGGAAUCAUGUUCGAAAAAUGCUCGACAAACGUCGCUGGCGGAGGGGGCGAGUAUGAGGUCGUCGAGGGAUUUGGUUGGACGAAUGGCGUCUUGAUCUGGGCAGUCGACACGUUUGCCAACAAGUUAAGGAGGCCAGAAUGUGGGAACUUUACCGUGGCGAGUGUUGGCCAGGAAAAUGGUAAAAGAAGCAGCAUCAGCCAAAGAGCUGUUGAGCUAUCGCCUAUCGAUUCCCGGUGGAUAGCGAGGUUUGGCUAG
This is a messenger RNA of Durotheca rogersii, 2007 nucleotides long. RefSeq names its product glycoside hydrolase family 37 protein. Lineage: Eukaryota; Fungi; Ascomycota; Sordariomycetes; Xylariales; Xylariaceae. The transcript is spliced from 8 exons. Gene Ontology annotation, molecular function: alpha,alpha-trehalase activity. Bases 1 to 2007 code for a protein of 668 amino acids. Gene Ontology annotation, biological process: trehalose catabolic process. The record is from RefSeq and is a predicted model, not a curated record.